AUGGGUUUUAAUUUUAGAGCCAAUACCCAAGAAUGUCAGAACAAUCAGGAACAUAAAAAUCAAGGACCAAAUCCAACUGACAAUAAUAGCUGUGGCAUGGAAAUUAGAAGGACAGAAGAUGAAAAUCUCAUUCAGGGCGUCGCUAAUAGAAAACAAAAGUACCAAAAAACAAUUAAGUCUAGAGUUCUGGCCAUUCAGGAAUUGUGCGGAGAUGAUCACAUUAUUCUAUCUAGUAUUAUAGAGACAGGAACUACCAAUCGGAACUCGUGCGAUAAAGACAGUAACUCAAGAAAUAAUUCCACCUUGCACGAAUUGCCACCUAACCAUGAUAAUUACUGCUUUUGGCUUGAAGUUCCUGAUGGUGUUAUUUAUCUUUGGUCUCGCUUAGAUGAUAACCUAGUACGUGGAGGAGAUAAUAUAAAAGCAGCUUUAAAAAAUUAUCUUUUUCAUCAGAAAAAUCUUCGUUAUGUCAAUGAGAAUAGUCUUGAAUUGAUCCCAUUGGAUGAAUAUGAUGAAGAAGCUGAAGAAUGGGUAAAAUCACCCGAGGCUUAUGUUAAUAUUGAUGUAACUAAGUUAUCACUAAAGCAUGAAUCGAAAAUGAAUGGAAAAAAGAAGCAACAAAAAAAAAAAUAA
Molecule: messenger RNA, 633 nt
Organism: Funneliformis mosseae
Lineage: Eukaryota; Fungi; Glomeromycota; Glomeromycetes; Glomerales; Glomeraceae
Source: the annotation of a GenBank genome assembly